Molecule: messenger RNA, 2520 nt
Organism: Misgurnus anguillicaudatus (oriental weatherfish)
Lineage: Eukaryota; Metazoa; Chordata; Actinopteri; Cypriniformes; Cobitidae
Source: RefSeq, a predicted model, not a curated record
CGUGUGUGCGCGCGUGCGCGUUUUGAAUUUAAAAUGUCUUUAGUCGGAAGGAUCUCGAUGGAUCACAGCAAAGAGUAUAGAAGCACUCUUUGAUCACAGGUCAUUUCAUCUGAGAUCAAUCCGCAUGUAGCUGCCGGAAUCACUUACUUGCCAUCAGUUUCACACAAAUCAUCGUCAGCUGUGUUCGCAAGUUCACUUCAGGGUCUGGCCAAAGGAUCCUUUGAUGCUUUGUCGUCAUUGGUAUAGUGUUGGGGGAAGGAUUCUGGUGUGCCUGAAGAGGUUUAUCCAUUGCUAGUGUCCUUUUGCAACCAUGUUGUUUCGUGUGAUAUUGGACCAAAACAACAUUCAGAGGCUUGACUGUCCUGAAAAGCCAUCAUCACUGCAAGAGCUGAAGGACAUAAUCUGUCAGAAACUUGAGAUUGCCCAUGGCUUUACACUUCAAUUUGAAGACCCUGCAUUUGACAAUCAACUCUGUAAUCUGACUGACAUUAGUUACCUGCCUGAAGACAAAGCAACUCUUAAAGUGUUUUGGGAGAUUGGAUUAAUGCCAGUUCAAGAUGAAACUGUAUCUGAUUUCAAUUUCGACACUGCCAGCGUGUCUUCUGGGUCCACAGCUUCUUUCAGCCAGUGUCAACGUUCACAGCAAUGGCCAGCCAGCUUUACUAUUCCUACCUUUUCCUAUGACCUUGAACUAAGGCUAAGAAAAGGAAAUGAAGAAUAUGAAAAAAGUAAAAGUUCUCUAAAAGUCAGUCGUGAAAUGAAGAUUGGCAUCCUGGAAAAAAUUGCAGAAUCCAUGUACACUUUUUCAGCCUACCCCAGUGAAAAUGAGUAUGAGAAAGUUGCCAAAGCAUUGGUCCUGAAGCAUCCAUGCCUUAUCGAACCAGGUCCUGGUACCGGGUGGCAGGGUUGGAAAGUAAGUUUAAAGUUUAAGAUGGCUAAUUAUAGACAGAAAUUGCGCUCUACAGGCUGCAGUGAAGUAAAGAUCAACAAGAGACAAAGAGGUACACAAGGUGAAACACUUAAAAAACCAAAAAGGGCAGAACUUAACUUUCUUCCGGAUUACCCGAUUGGAGUCAAUGAAGAUGCACUAGAGGCAGAGAGAAUGUGGCUUGAAGAAGAACUAAAAAAAAAGAAUUUUAAUGUAUCUCAAGUCAAUGCUAAAAUGGACUUGACCUUCUCCCUAAGAAGAAGAGAGGUGGUUUCAGAUCAACCACCUGUUUCUACAAUCAAAAGGAGGUGGCCAGCACUCUUUUUGGAAGAACAAGUCUAUGCAGAAUUUAAGAGAAUCACAGGAGUUGAUCUCCACUUAGCUUUCCACAAAGCCCUUGAAGUCAACGCUAAAGGUCUGAUCAGGAUGUAUCAAUCCAGAAGGGGUGAUGGUCAAAACGAUUUGAAUGCUAUACUAAACAGCUUAGAUGAACAGACCACAGAUAUAGCUAUGCAUCGAAGGUCAGCCGCAAUCAGAGGUCUUCAGUUUUAUCUCAGAGAAAAUGAAUCAAUUGUAAAGACUAUUCAGAUCAGCGACGAUGUGGAGAGGCAGACCAGAGGAAUCCAUAUGGGUAUCCUCGAGACUGUUAUUAACACUGAAGGUCUGGAUACAGUUGUGGAUGUGGCUGUAGUGGUGGAGGAAGAAGUUCUGCUGAAGGGCCUUGCAGAUGUUCCGACUGCUUUUGGUGUUUUUUUUGGACUGUUUUAUGCUCUCAAUUUACAAUACCCAAAAUAGUGGAAGUACCUUUUCGAAGCUGUGCAGAAGGUCUUUCUUGGUCUUGAAAGUGAGAAAUGUUCAGCUCGAAUUCAGUCACUGAGAACCAGACUCUUGCAGGUGUAAACAAGACAAUUCUUUUUGUUUUAAGAUGACACUUAGAGGUCACUGAACAUGUUUCCUUUGUAGUUGUUGUUGUAUACUAGUGUGUUAUUUAUGCCAAUGAAAUGUGCCAACUUUUUUACCUUAUAGUUUAAAAUGUGCUUCAUUGUUAUUAGCUGGCAAAUGUUUAGAGAAUUUAAAAUGGUUAAAGUAAUAAGUUUUAUGUUCUUCCCUCAACUUAGACAAAUUAAUACAUACCUUUAUUCUCAAUGUAUGCACAUAAUCGUUGUACAGCGCGUCCAUUUAGCCUAGCACCAUUUAUUCAUUAGGAUCCAAACAGGGAUGAAUUUAGAACCCACCAAACACUUCCAUGUUUUCCCUAUUUAAAGACUAUGGAUAACAUGGAAGUGUUUGGUGGAUUCUAGAUUCAUCCCUGUUUGGAUCCUAAUAAAUAGGCUAAAUGGACAUGCUGUACAACGAUGAAGUGCAUGCAUUGAGAAUUUAUAUAUUAAUUUGUCUAAGUUGAGGGAGAAACAUAGUAAAAUAUUGAAAACGUUGUGUUUUCCUUUAAGAAACGUGCAAAAACAUGUUCUCUCUUCAAUGGGCUUUAUGUAGUUUUAAGUAAUUUAAUGUAGUUCAGCAAAAAAUUGCUGUUGCAUCUCAAAUAUGUACUGUAUAAGCUAUGAGAAGUGAUUGUAAUAAACUAAAAGCUUUCA